UCUCAGUACUCUAGACUAUGCAUUUCGCGCCAAGAACAUCAAAAACAGACCAGAGGUUAACCAAAAGAAUGGAAUAUACAUUCCCCAAGAGCUAUUCCAGCUUGAUGAGGCUGCCCAAAAGGAACUGGCUGAAAAACAGAAGCUCAUGGAACUUGAUAUCGAGCAGAAAAACAAGAGAAUUGCAGAACUUGAAGAUUUAUACAAUAACCAGAAAAAGUUGACAGCAGAUUUAGUUGAAAAAAUUGCACAGGCCAAGGUAAAAGAAUGUCAAUUGAGCAGCAGCUCUUUCCCAACUGGGUUGCAUCCAUACGAAAAAGUCGCAUUACCUUUUCUUGUGCUUCCAAUGGCAGAGAGAACUCAAGAACACUGAGGAAUCCUUAUGUGAACUAGAAGCUCAAUACAGUCAAGCAAAAGAAAUGGUUCGACAGAAGCAAUACUUAAUAUAUUAUCUCAUCACAUCUGGUAUGAAUACUAGUUUGUAAUUUACAGAAGCACAUUACCAUUUAAGACCUUUGAACAUUUUAUUCCCAACUUUUAUAUAUAGAAAAGGCACUUACUGAUAAAGCAAUCGAGCUUCGAGCAGAGCUAGAGAAUGCAGAAUCAGCGGUUUCCAUAUUAUGUAGGAAAAUAGAUAAUAAUAACCUUAGAGAGGAAAAUAACCAACUUAUUCUCCAGAACUUCAAGAACCAAAUAGCAGAACAACUUGAACUUCUAAAUACGAAUGUAGCAACUACUGCAUCACAACAAGCACAACAACUGAAAGUUGUACAAGAGAACACAAAACUUUUUUUAUCUGCAAAGUCCAAGGCAACGGAAGGUCUACAGAAUCUGCUCAAGGAGCUAAAAGAUAUGUACAUGUCUGAUGUCCAAAAUUUGGCUGGCAUAGCAGAAGAACAAAGUGAAAAUUUUCAUGCCACCUUUGGGAAAUUAAAUUCAGAAGUAUCAAAAUGUUCAUCUUCAACAAUGGAAGUGAGUUUCAGAUCUGUUUUACGUGAUGUUUUUCCACCAAACUGCAGCUUCUGAAUCAUCCAUAUUUAGUGCAGCUUGUUGAGAAGAUUUCCUCAGACAUUGGUUCUGUACUUAAUGGUCUAGAGAACAACUUUAAUGGUCUUGAGUUAAAGAUGAAAGCAUUUCUACAACAGGAACAACAGAACCAAUCACAAACAUACCAAGCCACUAAAAUAAUUUCUGAAGUUCUUGAAAGCUUCUUCAAGGAUUUAAAGACAUUUGUUUCCAAAUUGGCGCACAUGGAGGAAGAAUCAAACAGAAAGAAUAACCAGCAAAUCUGUGCCCUUGGAAGGAAGUUUGAGGAACUGGCUGCAAACGAAGAAAGAGAAAUUUUAGAAAAGGUCGCGUCUCUGCUAGCAACUUCCCAUGCUCGGAAGAAACAGCUUGUUCAAACAGAGCUUGAUGCUCUUCAAAGGUGUGCUAAUAAUAAAACCAGACAUCUAAACAAGGAACUUUCAAACAUCCAUGACUGCAGUUGUUCUACUCAAGAAGAAUGGACAAGCUUCGUUGAGGGAACAAAGGUUCAUCACAAAGAGGAUAGUACUAUAUUAGAAACCUGGAGAGGGGGCUUUGAAGAGAGCCUUAGAGGGUGUAUGAGAAUCUCCAAUGCAGUUGCAGAACAAUGGAGGAAGGCUCAAGAGUCACUUAUUAUACAACACACUACAAAUACCAACUCCAUAGACUCCAUUAUUAAGAGUGGAAUAGGAAAGCAUGAAAAGGUCAAUGCUCAACUUUCUGCUUGUGCUUCUACCAUACUUGAAGAAACUGAUCUUGCUAUGAAGAACGUUCUCUCUACCACGGAAUAUUUGCAAGAAAUGGAUAGUGGAGGGAUCCAAAAGAUCAAAACAUGCAUCGAUCCAUGUAUAGCUGAUAUGAAUGGAAUGGAAAUGACUCAUUCGCACAAAAUAUCUGAGAUUGCACUAAAUACAGAAAAGAUUUUGACAGACGAUUACAAGGUGGAUGAGCAUUUGGAUUCAACUCCAAGAAGAAUAAAAUUCAACCUGCCUAGCAAAGAAUUCAUAGAAAACCUGAGAACUCCCUCUUUUGAAGAGUUACUUCAGUCAUUCCAGGAUGGUACAAAACUGGAACUGGAGACAUAAAAAUCCUAAAUAUUCUAUAUUUAAUGAUAAUAUUUUUAAUGAUCCCAUUUA
Cuscuta epithymum is the source of this 2159-nucleotide messenger RNA. Lineage: Eukaryota; Viridiplantae; Streptophyta; Magnoliopsida; Solanales; Convolvulaceae. The record is from the annotation of a GenBank genome assembly.